AAUACAUACACAUAUAGAGCCUAUAUAUAUCUUAGCUAGCCGUCCAUGUACAAAACUCCAUAUAGAGCAACACAAUCAACUUAAACUCAAGCAAACUCAGCUUUCAUCCCUUUCAUUUUCCCAGUUAAAUUAUUGCUAAAAACAUAUAAGUACAUAGAUACACUCCUCCAAAUCUCAAUGGAACUUCCAUCUUUCAGCUGUGAGAUAAGAAUAAUACAAGCCCAAAAUGUCGGGAUCACGAAAAACUUAUUUGCAAGGUUGUAUCUUCCUGCAGGAAACAACAGAUCAAGCAUUCAACUCAACAGUAAAAUGGUAUCUUCCAAAUCCAACCCUUGUUGGAAUGAGUCCUUCAGUCUAGAUUGUUCGUGUUCUGAAGAAUUCUUAGAGACCCUUCAGAAGGAAAGCCUGGUGUUAGAGCUAAGGCAAAGCAGCGCGGCUACAAAAGUGUUAAGGAGGAUUUUUGGAGGGUCACGUCUUGUGGGGAAGUGUGAGAUUCCAUGGAAGGCAAUUCUUGAAUCACAAAACAUGGAGUUCAAAGAGUGGGUGAAGAUUGAUUCAUGUGAUGAAGACUCUUCCACCACCUUCAGUGUACCAGAAGUGCAAGUGGAGAUCAAAAUAAAAGUAGUGGCUUCGGAAAAGAAAGACAAUAGCUCAAAAAGAUUGAACAAGUGGGAUGAGUGUGGGUGUAAACAAGGUCAUGAUCAUCAUGCAUGGUGCAGCGCUGAAGAUUAUCAUGUCUUUUCUUUUGGUGCUGCUUUAGAGGCUUUUUGAUUAAAAGUAGAGCAAACAAUUCAUAGAUCCACUAACUUAACUAGCUAGUCAUCAGUAUUGGUUGUUUAUUUUUUAUUUAAUGUUGGAAUUCUUUAUGCAAUCUAUGAUUUCUUUAUCCAAUACCAGAUUAUUUGUGUCACAA
This is a messenger RNA of Lotus japonicus, 913 nucleotides long. RefSeq lists its product as uncharacterized. Bases 178 to 771 code for a protein of 197 amino acids. NCBI's taxonomy places the organism in Eukaryota, Viridiplantae, Streptophyta, Magnoliopsida, Fabales, Fabaceae. The transcript has a single exon. The record is from RefSeq and is a predicted model, not a curated record.